Messenger RNA from Phycomyces blakesleeanus NRRL 1555(-), 1004 nucleotides. RefSeq lists its product as hypothetical. Lineage: Eukaryota; Fungi; Mucoromycota; Mucoromycetes; Mucorales; Phycomycetaceae. Bases 153 to 830 code for a protein of 225 amino acids. Gene Ontology annotation, molecular function: protein-folding chaperone binding; ATPase activator activity. The transcript is spliced from 4 exons. Gene Ontology annotation, biological process: protein complex oligomerization; [2Fe-2S] cluster assembly. Gene Ontology annotation, cellular component: mitochondrion. The record is from RefSeq and is a predicted model, not a curated record.
ACAAUAAGCUUUAAUACAACAUAAAGAAAAUGCUGUUGCGUUCAAGAAGUAUUAUAUUGGCAUGCACCCGUACUUUCACCACCCGGGUGAACCUUUCGAGAAAACUUGGUCAAAGUGUGCCAAUAACCUAUCCCAGGCUUUCGAUGCGUACAAUGACAACUGCCAGUCGGCCCAUGUGGUAUGCGGCACAUCAUGACAACCACAAAACAUGUUGGAAGUGCGAGGCGCCUGUUCCUAAUGUUGAUCUUCAUUGUGACAAUGAAGAUUGUGGGGCGAUUCAGCCUGUGCCUUCUGACAUUAAUUUCUUUAGAUUACUCCAUGUAGGAAAGGGACCUAACCAUGAUGAGCCAACAUUCGACGUAGACACCAAAGCCUUGAGAAUGAAGUUUUUGCGAUUGCAGCAAAAGGCACACCCAGAUAGUUAUUCUCAGGCAUCAAAGCACGAAUAUUCCCUGGCCCAAACCCAAUCUUCUGUGAUCAACAAAGCCUACAAUACACUGUUGGACCCUCUUGUGCGCGCACACUAUAUGCUGUCCCUCAAGGGUAAGCAGGUGAGUGAGUCGGAAUCCCUUCAGGACCCUGAACUUUUGAUGGACGUAAUGGAAUUCCGUGAGGAACUGGAGGAGGCAGAGACUGAGGAAGAUGUAGCAAGACUCAAGAAGGUUAAUGAUGAAAAGUACCGUGAGGCUGUUCAACAUAUCUCGGGAGCAUUUGGCAAGGGAGAUUAUGAGCUCGCAAAGGAAUACACCGUUCAAUUACAAUAUUGGGCAAGGAUUCGCCGGGUCAUUAUCGAUUGGUCGCCUGGGAAAAGAGUGGAGAUCCAGCAUUGAAGCAUAUGCCGAUAAUUAAACGUGCAUAUAUACAUUUAUGAAAAAAGUGUGAAAUCCCACUUGGAUUUCUCACGAAUAAUAUAUAUAUAUAUAUAUAUAUUAUAUUUUCUAUUUUAUACAGUGAAUCCAACAAGCAAUAUCACAGCCAAUUAAAAUCUAUAUAAUAGACCAAUC